AUGGUCUUGACCCAGACCCAUGGCAUGAGCUGCGGAAAAUUUAUUUUUGGCUUCCUCCAAGGCUUUCGGCUGAUGCGAUUGUUGCGCUUCACACGCCUGGCUCGUAUGGCGCGCUUGCUGCGCAGCAUCCCAGAGUUGUUGAUUAUCGUGAGGGCCAUUGCCAUCGCCCUUCGCUCAGUCUUUUUCUUGAUGGUUCUGCUGGUGGGCCUCGUCUACGUCUUUGCUCUGCUCUUCAUGGAGCUUUUGGAUGGGAAGAACCAAGCUCCAGGUUCUUUGGCAUAUGACAGCUUUCGUUCUUUGCCGCAGUCUAUGAAUACCUUGCUACUGGCGGGAGCCUUGCCCGAUCAGUCCAGUCUGGUUGAGGAUGCUGGAGCUACACACUUCUUGCUCUAUCCCUUGAUGCUCCUUUACAUGCUACUGGCAUCCCUCACAGUGAUGAAUAUGCUGGUGGGCAUUCUUUGUGAGGUCGUCACAGUGGUUUCAGCAGUUGAGAAAGAGGAGAUUUUGUUGAAAUCGGUGAAGUCGUUGCUCAAGCAGCUCCUACUGGAUGCGCAAGCGGACGAAGACGGCGAUGGCAGCAUCUCUCGAAGAGAAUUUGACAAGAUGCUCACGAACCCCACCUGCGUGAGAACCUUGAGCGAAGUGGGUGUCGAUGUUUUUGCCCUGGUGGACUUGGCGGAUUUCAUCUUCGGGCAGAAGGAGAGUCUUUGGAGACCCGGUUUACAACGUGUCCGGAUGAGCAGACUUUGCCCCCGAUGCUGGCUUGAGCAGCGCCACAAGCCCACGAAGUCAGCCCGCAGUGAUGGGCAGCAUGGGAUGUACAACUUGUAUCAGGCGCCUCAGGGCAACAACGAGAAGGCGCGUCAGGGCAACAAAGAGAAGGAUGCAGCAAUUGCCACUGUGGAUGUGGUCGGGACCAACGCCAUCAAAACAGUGGUGCGUUCGAUCUUGACUGCAGAAGCAGCCAUCAAUGCCGAUGACUUCAGUGGGAGGCCUCAGUGCCGGCUGGCGGUGACACCCCGCCGGAGCCCGGAAGUCAUUGAGGAGGCAGGAGACCGGCGAGGCCUUGAGCUUCGGAUACGAUGUACCACAGAUCUCCCACCACCUGCAGAGGGAGAAAUCCGCGUUGCGCGCGGCACCAACGUGGGCAAGCUCGCCGGCAGCGUGGCGCGGCGCCUCCGCGAGCGGAACGUGGCGCUGGUGCGCGGUGCAGGUGCUGUUGCGCUUAAACACCAACUGCGAGCGAUUGCUGUUGCGUCAGGUUACCUGGAGGAGCGAGACGAGCUGCAAACCGAGCUGGUGGCCUUGCUCCGCCUAGCGCUGGUGCCCAGCAAGAGGGGCAUAUUGGACCAAAAAGCAACUUGA
Messenger RNA from Durusdinium trenchii, 1365 nucleotides. The record is from the annotation of a GenBank genome assembly. NCBI's taxonomy places the organism in Eukaryota, Dinophyceae, Suessiales, Symbiodiniaceae.